Molecule: messenger RNA, 1074 nt
Organism: Penicillium macrosclerotiorum
Lineage: Eukaryota; Fungi; Ascomycota; Eurotiomycetes; Eurotiales; Aspergillaceae
Exons: 3
Coding region: 1-1074 (357 amino acids)
Source: RefSeq, a predicted model, not a curated record
AUGGGGCUCAAAUCACGGUUUCUUUUGUCUUUACUGGGGAGUUCGGUUCUGACUAUUGCUGAAGAGGUUGGAUAUUUCGAAGACUCCUCGAUUUGUGCCGACUCGAAGGGACUUGCCACUUGCUACAAGAGCGCAGCCACUAGCUAUGCCAGUUGCAUCGCCAACAACUGCAGUGGAGGAAGCAAAGAAUGCUAUAACUCUUGCAAUGGAGAUGCUAGCUGUAUGGCGACGCAAUGCCCUAAUCUAGGAAUUGACUGCAUUAAUGCGUGUGGGUGCGUGCAAAGUGUCAACCAAAUCGACUGCAUUGCCUCAAGUUGUUGGAACCAGGUUUAUUCUUGCGAAUACCAGAGGACAGUCGAGGAUGUUCUCAAUCUCUGCGCGAAGACCGACAUGGAUCAAUUACCUUUCUGGCCACCCCCUGACGAUGCUCCCGCUAGAUGCUCCUGCAACCUUGGCAAAAUAGACCGCAAAGAAAACUUGAUAUCUGCACAUCUUACACAAUGUGUGAACAAUGAAACGAACCUUGCUCAAUUUUCGACGGUAGACGAAAUUACAGAUUAUUCACGGGCUUGCACUUGCUGUGCUAUGAGCGGAUUUGUCACCGCUAUCUGGGGUACAUGCCCGAACACCAAACCUUCAGACCUUGGAGCAGAUGCUUGGUAUAGCGCCCUCCUCGAACCAAAUGACUGGGAGGAUUGUGGACCCUAUUUAGCGUCAUACGACUGCGCAGGCGACCUUGGAUAUGGCUCUGAUGAUGCGGGUGACACCACUGAAUUCUAUAAGCCAAACAGCCUUCCAGCCAACGGUACUGAGACUAUGUACAAUACGGGCGGUGUUUUGUCCACCCCUGUCAGUGGUGCCACUUUUACCUGGACAUACGGUACUGUACUGCACGCAGUCACUGCUGUAUCAACAGACAACGUUGUGACAGCGACAGGCACUGGGGGUGGCUCGGGAAGUACAGCCACUCAAACUGGAGCCAGUGCCACCAAGACUGGGGCUGCAGUGUCAUACAGAUCUCCUUCUUGCCUCCUCUUGGGUUUUACAGCCGUCCUGGCUUUAGCUUUAGCUUAG